This is a messenger RNA of Penicillium samsonianum, 1095 nucleotides long. RefSeq names its product N5-glutamine methyltransferase family protein. Gene Ontology annotation, cellular component: mitochondrion. NCBI's taxonomy places the organism in Eukaryota, Fungi, Ascomycota, Eurotiomycetes, Eurotiales, Aspergillaceae. Bases 1 to 1095 code for a protein of 364 amino acids. The transcript has 2 exons. Gene Ontology annotation, biological process: methylation. The record is from RefSeq and is a predicted model, not a curated record. Gene Ontology annotation, molecular function: methyltransferase activity; nucleic acid binding.
AUGCCCCGAAUCCCCUUUUCUGUCAUCUUAAAAGCCCAACGGGAAAACCAUCUCUUACCCAUACUCCUCAAAGAAUGCCGCACAAUCGAUUCUGCUCGCAAUGAACUUCGCUGGCUACGCGAGCGGGCAGUUCGCGAUAGCCAGUCUCUUUCAACAAAGGCAGGAUGGAGAAGCCGAUUGAGAUCUAUGUGUCAGAUGCGAUCUAGAGGAUAUCCUCUCCAAUAUAUCCUUGGAGAUCAACCAUUUGGCGACUUGGAAAUUCUUUGCCGAAGAGGCGUUCUGAUCCCAAGGCCAGAAACUGAAUCAUAUACGUAUCAAGCGGCCAAAUUAGUCCGUCAAAUGGCCCUGGACCGUAAUGACAAGUCCAAGUCUCCCAACCAAGCGAGACCCUUGCGCGUCAUUGACCUUUGCACUGGCACAGGUUGCAUACCACUUCUUCUGCACGCAUUACUUGCUCAUUUCCAGCAGCUGGAGAUAACAGGAGUGGACAUCAGUCCUACGGCCUUAGGCCUAGCCCAGGAGAACCUUGAGCAUAACCUGCAACUGGGCCAGUUGGCACCCAGCGCAGGCACAGACAUUCGCUUUUAUCGCGCCGAUGUCCUCGGACAUGGCAGCGAUAAUUUAGUACCGUCCAUUGAGUCAAUACUCCAGACUCAAAUCCCUACUUUUGGAGCAUCGGACAUCUCAUCGCCCGACCAAGAAAGCGGAUAUGAUCUAUUAAUCUCCAACCCGCCGUACAUAUCCCAAACGGAGUUCCACAACGGCACCACUGCGCGCAGUGUACGGCGCUUUGAGCCCAAGCUGGCACUUGUGCCUCCAUACUCGGGCUCCGUGAUGGAAGACUGCAUGCCUGAGGAUAUCUUCUACCACCGCAUUCUCAUUCUGGCCUUCAAGUUGAGGGCCAAGCUCACGGUGCUGGAGUGUGGGGAUUCUCACCAGGCCAAUCGAGUGGUUGCUCUUCACAGGCGACUUGCUUCUGCUGAAUCCGGGCAGUUCAGUGCGGAGGUCUGGCCGAGUCGAGAGCAGGAUUUGGCUGAUAAUGGGUUCCAUGCGACUGACGGAUCGCGAGGUGUUAUCAUACAGACUCUCCGAUAG